AUGAGACGUCCUCCUACUGUCAUUUUGUUGGAGGAGGAGGAGGAGCUUUAUUCUUCUCUUCAGCGCAUCUUCUUGAAUGAGCUACAAGCCCAAUUUGACCGACUCUAUAUCAAUGAACAGAACAAGCGCCACCAUGUUGACCCUCCCAUUGAAUCUGACCUUGAUGCUUCGGGCGACUCUGACCGAUUGAUUGAUUUCAGAGAUUUAACUGGAGGUUCAUUUUGUGCUGGAAAUCUUCGGUCUUAUUCUGAUGCCCGAAUUGAGUCAAACGAUUCAAUUGCUCAAUCCAGUGCUCAAUCCACCUCUUACAGAGCUGACUCGACCCAUCAAGACGUGGACUCUCGUCAUGUCCCCACCCGUCGUCGACAGACUGCCUCUUUACUAGCAUCGCGGCAUCAAACCCCUCCAUAUUCCGAGCGUCCACGCCGCCAUAGGGUCACAUGGGCCACUGAAUCACCAAAUUCUCGGGGGGCAAGUCCCCGCUAUUCGGUGCAGCAGACAAGUCAAGGUGAUUUCCAGCAGGUUGACAGCUUGGCCUCACUAUCAAAUCGUUGA
Molecule: messenger RNA, 555 nt
Organism: Penicillium taxi
Lineage: Eukaryota; Fungi; Ascomycota; Eurotiomycetes; Eurotiales; Aspergillaceae
Exons: 1
Coding region: 1-555 (184 amino acids)
Source: RefSeq, a predicted model, not a curated record